AGCUCAAAGCGACAUGACGGUUGCAAGCUAAACCACACGGGCCUUUUUUUUACUCGUGCAGGUGCAACUCAAGUAGCUGCGUGCUGUUCUACCGAGUUUCUGAGGGGCUCAUGAUGAGUGACUCACUGGAGAGGACUACAGAAUGCCCCAUGCCGCUUCUUGGAGAUGUCUCCAGCCAAGAGGCGGAGAGAAAUAGCCUGACAGGCUCAAGUGAGUUACGUUGGGAAGAUGGGGGUCUACCUGUGGAGCUGCAGAGAGGGAUGGAGACCCUACGAGUGAACAGAGAACUGACCGAUGUGAUACUCUGUGUUCAGGGACAUGACUUCUCUUGUCAUAGAGCCAUACUCGCUGCUGCCAGUCAGUACUUCAGAGCUAUGUUUUGCAGUGGUCUGAAGGAGAGUCACGAGGAGCGUGUGGAAAUGAAAGGGUUGGACAGAGGGACGAUGCACUCUCUCCUGGAGUAUACCUACACCAGCAGUGCCCUCCUUACACACUCAAAUGUUCAGAAAACACUAGAGGCUGCCAGUCAAUUUCAGUUCCUGCGUGUAGUGGAUGCAUGUGCUGGCUUUCUGAGCAAGUCUUUGCACCUAGAGAGUUGCAUUGGGAUCCUGAAUCUGGCUGAAAACCAUGCCCUGCCGGCCUUGAAGACCGUGGCUCAGGACUACAUCACCACUCAGUUCUCCCAGGUAGUGCAGCAGCAGGACUUCCUGGAGCUGCCAGCAGAGUCGCUGGAGGCGAUCCUGCAGAGGGACGACCUUGAUGUGAAGUGCGAGGAGUGUGUUUUUGAAGCACUGAUGCACUGGGUGAGAGCCCGCCAGGAUGAACGUUAUCCUUCACUGGCCAUGCUGCUUUCAUAUGUGCGACUGCCAUUGUUGGAGCCUGCUUACUUUGUAGAAAAAGUGGAGUCAGAUGAACUGAUUCGCCGCUGCAGUGAGGCUUUUCCUUUGCUGCAAGAGGCUCGCAUCUAUCACCUCUCCGGCAGGGAGGUCAGUACACAGAGAAGACCAAAAAUAUUUAAUAAAAUGCUGGUGGUCUCUGAACGAACCAAACCCCGCGUGAAGCACUUUCUAUCAGAGGUGUUCCUGAUCAUUGGAGGCUGCACUAAAGAUGAACGCUUCAUUUCCACCGUCACAUGUUUGGACCCUCUCAGGCGCAGCAGGCUGGAGGUUGCCAAGAUGCCAAUCACAGAGAUGGAGGAUGAAUCCCAAAACAGGAAAUGGGUGGAGUUUGCGUGCAUCACCUUCCGCAAUGAAGUUUACAUAUCUGGAGGUAAAGAGACACAGAAUGAUGUUUGGAAAUAUAAUGGCGCCCUGGACAAGUGGAUCCAGAUUGAGCACCUGACAACUGGCCGCUGGAGACACAAGAUGGCAGCUCACGGGGGGAAGUUGUACGCACUGGGUGGAUUUGAUGGAGUUCAGAGACUCGAUACCGUGGAGGCUUAUGAUCCCUUUCACAAUCGCUGGGUAAAGGUGACAUCUCUUGCAGUAGGUGUCAGCUCCUUUGCUGCUGCAAGCUUUGACAGAUGGAUCUAUGUAAUUGGUGGCGGGCCGAAUGGAAAGUUGGCAGCUGACCAUGUUCAGUGCUGGGAACCUGGGACAGACAGCUGGGAUCUGCGCGCGCCCAUUCCCAUCGAAACCAAAUGCACUAAUGCAGUCACAUUCAAGAAUUGCAUCUAUAUAGUUGGUGGUGCCAUGCAUGCCAUGUACUGCUAUUCACCCCUCUUGGACUCCUGGACUCUUGUGACCCGUCUAGGAGAGCGGGCGAGCUGUGCCAUCGCUGCCUGUAACAACAAACUCUUCAUCACUGGGGGACGGGAUAACAAGAACCAAGUUAUCUCCACGGUGAUGUGCUGGGACGUUGGCCGAGGGGUGUUGACAGAGGAGUGUGUUUUGCCUAUGGGUGUGUCGCACCACGGCAGUGUGACACUCAUGAAGUCCUACACACACAUACACAGAAUAGCACCUGCUUCAGAGAGCCAAUAACACAGACCUUUGUGAACGGACGUUGUUGUUGAGAGAAUGGUUAAAAAGGAAAAGUCGGGGGAAGUGACCAAAAAGGAGAUUUUCUUCGCAUUAUUAUGUUUAUUUAUGUCAAUGCAUGCCCCUUUAAAAUACUAGAAUCACUAUGUUUAACCUUUAACAGUGCAAUGUUAAAAACUAUGAUGCAACAUUAAUAACAGAUUGGUAUACAGUAUUAGAAAUCUUUUAAUACCAAUAACAUAAAAAUUGCAUAAUGAAAAAGGUUUAAAAUAAAUGUAUCCAUAUGAAUAACUAAAAAUAUGUAUAUCAACACGAGGUGUUACUUUCAUGAAGGAACCAAAGCCUUUC
This is a messenger RNA of Cottoperca gobio, 2327 nucleotides long. It is a transcript of the gene klhl6, whose product is annotated as kelch-like family member 6. The transcript has 7 exons. NCBI's taxonomy places the organism in Eukaryota, Metazoa, Chordata, Actinopteri, Perciformes, Bovichtidae. Gene Ontology annotation, molecular function: protein binding. The record is from RefSeq and is a predicted model, not a curated record. Bases 111 to 1982 code for a protein of 623 amino acids.